CGACCCAGCCCAUCACAAUUGAACGAAAUGACCGAGGGCGUGGAUCACGGGCUUGUCCGGCGCUUCGUCGAUGACGACCCGACGUCGAACGAGUCACUUCUGCAGGCCACAAAAGACGAGGCAUCCCAUCAUACGGUCAGCAUACAACUUUCCUCAUCGUCGUCCGACCCCCCCAAAUCCGCCGAGAAACCCCACGGAAAACCGGCCCCGCUCCUCUGGUGUGACGGCAUCCGGGGUGUUGCGUCCCAAAUCGUGUUUACGUUUCACUUGAUCUACUGGUUCAUUGUCGCAGAAGAGUACGCCAACACAACUUGGUACCGCACCCUGCGUGCCGGCAAUGCGUCCGUCGAGAUGUUCCUCAUAUUGUCAGGAUUUGUCUUGACCGUUCGCUUCUUUGAACGAAUGCAAAUCAUCGAGCGUGCUAUCGCCGUGCAAGAUUCGACCACUGUGCGCAACUUGUUUGUGGAAGCGUACCAGUCCAUGGCGUCGACCGGUCUGCGCCGCAUCCCGCGCCUCCUCGGCCCCGUUGCCAUUGGCGCUGUUCUAUCGAUCUUCAUUUCGUGGUAUCGAAGCCAACCCGUGGAUCUCUUCGAGCUUGCUGUCUCCGUCGUCAAAACGCUGUUCAUAAUAUUCCCCAAGUUCAAUUCAACGCUGUGGACGCUUCGAGUUGAGUUGGAAGGGUCCCUCUUCACGAUGGCGUUUUGCAUGAUUCUGUCCAAGCUGCGGUACGCGCACCGCGUCGCAUUGUGUUUGGUUGCGAUUCCAAUUUUCCACAACCAGUACGGCGACUGGACGGGUGAGAAGAGCCAUUACUUUGGAUGCUUCGUCCUUGGAAUCCUCAUGGCAAACAUCAUUACCAAGCAAAAGCACGAACUCGAGCAUGGCCCAUUGCCCACGCGCCUCGAAGCCGCGCCAGUUUUCCCACGCACGGUCCCCAGUACUCUCGGAGCGUCCCUCGAGACGUUGGGGUUGUCCUUGUGCUACCUCAUCUACCACGCAUGGCAUGUCGUCCACAGCACGUGGCGAUCGGUGCGCCACUGCGUCCAGCGCCUACCGCCUCUGCUUGCGCACGUCAUGACCAACUCGGCCAACACGGUCGUGUUUCUCUUUGGCUCGUGGUUGUUCAUCUAUCGGCCAGAGUACGCGUCCGACUAUGGCGCGAUCGAUACCAUCGUGCACGCAGUAUUUGAAAAGGAACACGCCCGCAUGCUCCAUCGCGUCGGCGCGGUGCUUAUCCUGUACACUGUGUGCUGGUCGACAUGGCUCCAGCGCAUCUUCCAGAGCCGCGUGUGCCGGUACUGGGGCCGCAUCUCGUUUUUGCUCUACGUUGUGCACUGGCCCGUCGUACUGUUUGUCGGCGAUUUCGUCAAGCCAUGGGUGAAAGGCCUUGGAUGGCUAGAAGAAUCGGCCAAGCGAUUUUGCACCGUCGUGACUUAUGUCGUGGCGACUGUAAUUGCCCAUGUCACGACGAUAUACCUCGACGAGCCGUACGUCAAGUGGCUUGGCGCCCUCGAAAAGCGACUCGACAUGAAAGUCCCUCGCGCCGCACCCCACCAACACCCCGACGACUUGUCGCGCUGCGCAUAACGCGCCCAUCCAACGAGAACGAUACCUCCCAAUGUGUACAGAGUGCCGGUGUCCUGUAUAAUACAUGGCUGUUGUUCAACAACGACCUCAGCCUUCUACACUCCCCGCUCGUGCAACAUCCAGCCGUCGUCUUGCCUCCGUUCGGCCAAUGUGCUCGCUCACCGUCGCUCCUUCGUUUCUUGGACCUCGGACAUGUUGCCAGCCAAGGCUGCCGGUCUCCCUACGGUCCCGACUAUAGUUGUCGCCGGCCUCGUGCUACAAGCAAGACAUGAAAGUGAAAUAUACUAUUCAACUUGAUCCUA
Molecule: messenger RNA, 1889 nt
Organism: Aphanomyces invadans
Lineage: Eukaryota; Oomycota; Saprolegniomycetes; Saprolegniales; Verrucalvaceae
Exons: 2
Coding region: 28-1587 (519 amino acids)
Biological process (GO): polysaccharide biosynthetic process
Cellular component (GO): membrane
Molecular function (GO): acyltransferase activity, transferring groups other than amino-acyl groups
Source: RefSeq, a predicted model, not a curated record